UCAUUAGACAAUUAUGCAGUCGCGAGGGACGUCUAUGCGAACCAGUAAGCAUGUCGUGUAAAUUACUGUUUCACUCAACAGUCUCAACAUCAAAAGAGUUUUGGGGUGCUUGUAGGGACUGGCUGAACUUUUGAGUAGUUAAGCUUCAAAAUUUGGGAAAUAGAGAAGAAUAGAAAUGUUUAUCAGCUUGAAAGUAGCUCUUCUAGUUGGUUUGUUUCUUACUCAGUUUACAAUUCCUUGCAUUUCAAAGGUGACUGCUGUUCCCACUGACAUUCUUGUUCCUGGCAAUGAAGCAGGCGUGAUUGAGAGUUUGGAAAAGUCCGUCUUUGAGUUUCUAAAUCUCACAGGUCUUGACCAAAGUUCAGUUUUGAAAAUAGGGGACUUAGCGGUGGGUUCUUUGCAAGUACUCGGUCUUCUUUUGCAACAUCGAGAAACUGGAGUGAACGAAACCUUUUCUACUCCUGGCGGUCUUCCCUGCAACACCCUUCAAAGGGCAGUUUGCUAUUUUCAUUUUGGAGCUGACAUAUGUUCAACUUUGGGCAGCUGUGGUCGAUUUACUGGAGGAAUUUGUAGCAAUGACUAUUUCAUUGCCUGCGGUUUUUGCGUUUGUG
This is a messenger RNA of Galdieria sulphuraria, 611 nucleotides long. RefSeq lists its product as uncharacterized. The transcript has a single exon. The record is from RefSeq and is a predicted model, not a curated record. The annotation marks the transcript as partial. Lineage: Eukaryota; Rhodophyta; Bangiophyceae; Galdieriales; Galdieriaceae.